AAAAAAGUAUUUCAAGGUAAACAAUACGAGACUUACAAAUUGUUUAAAAUGGAUUUAUCAUCAGAAAACGAUGAUGUACAAAUUAUAGAGGAUUCUCCUAAAAAAAGAAAAACCACUCGUAAAGUCACAACGAAGGUUGCUAAACCAACUGAAAAAAAGGUAACACGUAAACGAAAAGUUAUAGAAUCAAGCGAUGAUGACUUGGAAGAAAAGGAUUCUCCUAAGAAAAGAAAAACCACUCGUAAAGUUACAACAAAGACUGCUAAACCAACUGAAAAAAAGACAACACGUAAACGAAAAGUUGCAGAAUCAGGCGAUGAUGACUUGGAAGAAAAGAUCGCUAAACCAACCACUAAAAAGGCGACACUCAAACUAAAAGAACAACAGUGCGAUGAUUUGGACGACGAUAAAAUUAAAAAACCUAGAUUUGAAUAUAAUAAUAAAUUUGAUAGUAAUGGACGACAAUGGACCGAAGAACAAUGGUUAGCCGAAUCGAAUCAAAUUUCUGUUCCAGUUGCAAGAAAUAUAAUAAAGUUAUUUGAGAAUGAUAAUUCGCUACCAUUUAUAGCACGAUAUCGAAGAGAUUUAACAAAUAAUAUGACUCCAGAAGAUUUACGAGCCGUCAAAGAAUCAUAUGAAAUAUUAAUAAAUGUUGAGAAAAAAGCUGACAAUGUACUCAAAUCACUCAAAACUCAAGGAAUGUUAGAAAAUCGUAUUAAAUAUGCUGUUUUAAAUGCUCGAACUAUUGAUGAAAUUGAUCAUAUUUAUGCACCGUAUAAACCAGGAUCGAAAAAAACCCUUGCAGAACGUGCCAAAGAACUUGGUUUAGAAGAAGUUGCUUUAAAUUACUUAAACGGUACAAGUUUGCAAGAUUUAAAUUAUGUAGCAAAUGAAAAACAGUUAAAAUUUGACGAUGUUAAAGAUGGAAUUAUUAAUAUUAUUACUCAUGUAGUUUCACAUGAUACGAAAUGUUUGGAAAACAUACGAAAAUGGCAAGCAGAGGCUCGAGAUAUUUUUAUUCAUACAAAAAUGAGUAAAUCAAAAACGACCAAGGAAAAGUCAAAUAUAGAACAAAGUGAAAAAUUUACGAAUUAUAUGGAUUUUAAAAUUAAUGUAAAUUUUAUCAAACCACAUCAGGUAUUAGCUAUAAAUCGUGGGGAAAAAUUAAAAAUUUUAAGUGUAAAAGUUCAAAUACCGGAGAGAAUAACGAAAUUAUUUUAUUCAUUUUGUAAUUCAAAUUGGUUAUCGAAAAAUACAAAUUUUUCCGAAACGAAAAUCAGUUGGCUACGAACCAAUAUUUUAAAGGAUGCAUUUACGAAUGCAUUUUCAAAAUACCUUGAACCAUUAAUGGUUCGUUUAAUUAGGACUGGAUUAAAAGCUACAGCUGAAAAAGCUUCGAUAACAGCUUUUGAAAAUAAUUUAAAAGCUAUGCUUUUAACACGACCCUAUCAAAAUAAAAUAUUGGGUAUUGAUCCUGGAUUCAAGCAUGGUUGUAAAUAUGCGUUAAUAUCAGAGACAGGCGAUGUUAUUUCAACUGGAAUAUUUUAUCCAAAUUUAAAAGUGGAUCUGCGAGAUGAUUUUAGUGUAAAAAAAUUAAAAUCAUUGUUGGAAGAUAAUAAUUGUUCAACGAUUGCCUUAGGGAAUGGUACGGCUUGUCGCGAAACCGAACAAUGGAUAACCGAAUUAAAAUCACAAAAUAUUUUAUCAAAAAAUAUCAAAUACACAAUUGUCAACGAAAGUGGAGCCAGUAUUUAUUCGUGUACGGAAGAAGCCUCUAAAGAAUUCCCAAACAUGGAUACGAAUAUAAUAAGUGCUGUAUCAAUUGCACGUCGUCUCCAAGAUCCGUUAUCCGAGUUAAUCAAAAUCGAACCCAAACAUUUGGGCGUUGGUAUGUAUCAACAUGACUUAAAAGAGAAAACAUUAACAGAAUGUUUGGAUGAAGUAAUCAUGGAAUGUGUCAGUUUUGUUGGGGUUAAUUUGAAUACUGCUUCGGUCACCCUGUUACGACGAGUAUGCGGUUUAAAUCAAACUCGAGCUACAAAUAUUAUAGAGCAUCGUCAAAAAAUUAGUUAUUUUAAAAAUCGUCAGCAAUUGAAAGAUGUGAAAGGAAUUGGGGAUAAAGUGUUUGAACAGUGUGCUGGAUUUUUGAGAGUUGCACCAAUUAGUGCGGAACAGGAAAGUAGUUUUUAUAAAAUGAAAGAAGUGAAUCGGUUGGAUCGUACUUGGAUACAUCCUGAAUCCUAUCAUAUCGCUGAAAAGCUUUUAAAGAAAUGUCGAUUAAAUAAUGAAGACAUUUUUACCGAAAAAUGUAUCGAAAAACUUACAGAGAUUUUACCGCAAAAAGAAAAUUUUGUUAAAGAAUUUAACACUACGGAUAAUGUACUACAAUUAAUCUUUGAUGCUUUAACUAAAUCGAUAGAUCACGAUUUACGAUUAGAUAUUGAUCAAAAACCAUUAUUUAAAAAUGAAUGUAUAAAAAUAACCGAUUUAAAAAAGGGCGAUUGUGUUACAGGUCGAGUUGAAAAUGUUACCGAUUUUGGUAGUUUUGUGGAUAUAGGUGUAGGAAGAAAUGGUUUGAUCCAUAAUUCAAAAUAUAUGGGAAUUUCAUUGAAUUUAGGUGAUCACGUUGAAGUUGAAAUUCUGGAUGUGGAUAUUGGGCGGGGAAGAAUUGGUUUAGCAUUAAAAUGCGUAUUAAAUGGUGCCGUACGAUAACGGAUUUAAUUUUAAG
Molecule: messenger RNA, 2728 nt
Organism: Chrysoperla carnea
Lineage: Eukaryota; Metazoa; Arthropoda; Insecta; Neuroptera; Chrysopidae
Product: S1 RNA-binding domain-containing protein 1
Exons: 11
Coding region: 49-2712 (887 amino acids)
Biological process (GO): nucleobase-containing compound metabolic process; translation
Molecular function (GO): structural constituent of ribosome; mRNA binding
Source: RefSeq, a predicted model, not a curated record